This is a messenger RNA of Paramecium sonneborni, 1257 nucleotides long. Lineage: Eukaryota; Ciliophora; Oligohymenophorea; Peniculida; Parameciidae. The record is from the annotation of a GenBank genome assembly.
AUGAAUCUAUUUCCUUCAAGGAAUCUUUUUUCCAAUCCAAGUUCACCUUAAACUUCUGAACCAAAUCCAUGUAAGAAGUUAUUUGUUGAUCCUCCAUUUACUCCUGAAUUUGGUAAUCAAUUUAAACAACCAAUAAAACUCUAAGUAACAGAAGGGAUUGGCAUAAACUAAAAAAAUUAAUUAGCAUUGAAAAUAAAAUAAUCAAAAGGAUAAUAAAAUUAAUAAAAUAAAACAAAUUCACCAAGCACUCCAAAAGGAAAUGUGAAAACUUUAUAAUAAUCGACUGGAGAGAAAAAUAAACAAAACUAACUGAAUAAAAUAAAUAAAAGGAAAGUAAUAAGAAAUUUGAAUAAAUAAUUUGAAGGAGAAGAUGGAGUUCAAAAAAGCAGAUAUUAAGAAGAAUAUAUACAAGUGGAUAUUUUAGGAAGUGGUUAUUUUGGAUAAGUGUAUAAAUGUAAAAAUAGAUUUACAAAUUAAAUUUGUGUUAUAAAAUGCACAAAAAUAAAAUAAAAUAAAUUGAAUAUGGAUAUGGUGAAUGAAUCUUAAGCUUUAGCAUAUUUAAAUGCAAAAGGAGCAUGUAAAAAUUUAGUUAGAUAUUUUACAUCUUGGCAAGAAGGGAAUAUGUUAUAUUUAUUAAUGGAAUAUUGUGAUUAUAGUGUUAGUUCAAGAUAGGAUUAUGAAGAAUUUGAAAUAAAAAAGAUACUUAAAGAUAUAACAAAUGGAUUGAUAUUUUUACAUGAAUAAUAAAUAUCACAUUUAGAUAUAAAACCAGAGAAUAUACUUUAUAGUAAGAAAGAUGGUUAAUACAAAUUAGCUGAUUUAGGUUUAUCAAAGAAAAUACAAAAACGUCAAGAAGACGUGAGUGUAGGAGAUUUCAGAUAUAUAGCAAAAGAAUUACUAAAUCAAACAGAAAAAUUAGAUCUAUGUAAAACAGAUAUCUUUUCUUUGGGAGCAACUCUUUUUUAAUUGAUGAUAAAAUAGUAAUUGCCAUCAAAUGGGGAAGAAUGGCAUCGUAUAAGAGAAGGAACUCAAAUUACUGAUUUUCCAGAAAAUAUGUAUUCAUUAAGAUUGAGAAAGUUAAUAUGUAGAAUGAUGGAUCCUGAUCCUAUUUCAAGAAUUAGUGCUAAGGAAAUAUUGGAAGAUGAAUAUAUUUAUGUAAAGAAAGAAAAUUAUAUUAAAUGGGAAAAAAUACGUGGAUUAAUACUUAGAAGGCAACUCGAUGAAUAUAUAAUUAAAUAAAGAAAGUACAGUAUUUGA